AAUCAUUAAAGAGCAUGGUUACUAAAUUAAUAUUCAAUAAACAAUACCUAUCUGGGCAGGGACAUGGAAGAGUUAACGAGAGCAUGAAGUCUGCGCAUGAGCAUGAAGUCUGCACAUGCGCAUGAGCACGAAGUCACGCAUGAAGUCCACGCAUGCGCAUGGAGUCUGCGCAUGAGCACAAGGGGCUGGGCGUGGCCUCGCACCUGGUCGACCGGUGGAAGCCUUGGGUUCUCACGCACGCGUGCACGUGACGCCCAGCGGCACCUGCGUCUCCCGCUUUAACGGACUGCUUUCCUUUGGUACUGGUGCUUUCUUCUGGCCCUCUCCUCUCUCUGGAGCCCACACCUUUCUGUGGGGCUCGUGCCUCCUUCCCUCAGCCUUUUAUUUUUCCCACGGCCUUCCGGUCACCUAACGGCAGCCGAGUAGCAAAGACCACCACAGAGCUCUCGGCCAUGGCCUCAGACGAGGCUCUCUACAUCUCCACAGAAAACCUGGACAUUACCCCGGAUGUGGAGCUGGACCAGAUCUCUAUGGAUACCAUUCCCGUAGAGACUAUGUCCUUAGAUGCCUUCGAGGAGUACGAAGAUCUCAGUGGCAGUUGGAUCUAUGGAGGCCACAACCACCCGCCUCUGAUAGGGCUGCAGCCACUUAUCCUUAACAACGGGGACCCUGAUCAAGACUUGAUCAUGGUGCAGACACAAGAAGAAGUGGUGGGCUGCUAUGACUCUGACAACCCACAGGCCAACGACUUCGAGGACCAAAUGGUCAUCCCGCUUGGGGGUGAAGAUAACUACUUCCAACAGACCCUUGCUUCUUUGACAGCCUCUGCAUCAACAUCAAAACCAACCCGGAACAGGAAGUGCAGCAAGAAGGCCAGUAGCAAGAGUCAAACCAUCACACAGGCCAAGCUGAGAGGCAGCAGCUCCGACAUGGGCACCUGUAAGAAGUGGGAGCAGAAGCCGGUCCAGAUCAAAACCCUGGAGGGUGAGUUCUCUGUUACCAUGUGGUCUCCUACUGAUCAAAAAGACGAAGAGGCAGGGACUGAAAGACAAACCGAAAAUUCAUCUCCUGAUUAUUCCGAGUACAUGACUGGGAAGAAACUUCCUCCUGAGGGCAUACCUGGCAUGGACCUCUCCGAUCCCAAACAAUUGGCACAAUUUGCUAAAAUGAAGCCCAGAAAGCCCAAGGAAGAUGUUCCCAGAACAGUACCUUGCCCUCAUAAAGGCUGCGCCAAGAUGUUCCGAGAUAACUCCUCGAUGAGAAAACACAUGCACACCCAUGGCCCCAGAGUCCAUGUUUGCGCUGAAUGCGGCAAAGCUUUUGUGGAAAGCUCAAAAUUAAAACGACAUCAGCUAGUUCACACUGGAGAGAAGCCGUUUCAGUGUACAUUUGAAGGCUGCGGAAAACGCUUUUCCCUGGACUUUAAUCUGCGCACUCAUGUGCGAAUCCAUACGGGAGAUAGGCCCUACGUCUGCCCCUUCGAUGCUUGCAGUAAGAAGUUUGCGCAGUCGACUAAUCUGAAGUCGCACAUCCUAACUCACGCCAAGAACAAAAACGGCCAGUGAAAAGAGAGAAGACCCUUCUCAACUCGGGAAGUAUAUGCCAGCAGUUGCGGUUGAAAAUAAAUUUGCAUCUUCUUUGUGUGUUGUUUCUAGAAAAGAGUUUUUAAAAAUGAAUAAUACAUAUUUAAGGUUCACAUUUUGAUGGAAUAGUAAAAAUAAAAUUUUUAAACAGUAAGUCUUUGUAUAAGAUAAUGCUAAGAUGUUCUAUCUUGCUUUCUAGCAGUGUUUUUGUCAAGUUUGGUCCCAACAGGAGAAUAAUUUCUGAACUUUACAUCAAGAGACAGUUCUUUAUAUCACUAUGUUAAAAAUGGGACUUUCUCAUAGUCUUAGAAAUAUUAAAUUCACUUAUUUAAGUAAUUUAAAUUGUAUUUUCUAAAUGUUUGUUUCUACUUCUAGUAAUAUACUUAGUAAUUUGAUGUAUGGUUUUUCGGGGGGGGGUGAUAACUGCAAAACAUUUUCUUUAAAAGUACGAAGUUAUAUGCAUACAUGAAGUAUUUUUCUGCUAAAAAGUAACAGGGUUUUUUUGCUGUCUUAACAUGAAGUAUUUUUCUGCUAAAAAAGUUACACAGGUUUUUGCUAUCUUAACAUGACCUAGUCUGCUAAAAAUGUUACACAGGUUUUUGCUAUCUUAACAUAACAUUUUCUGCUAAAAUAAAUUACACAGGUUUUAUUUGCUGUCUUAACUUUGGUUUUGUUCUUGCAUGUUAACAUUAUGCAUAACUAUCUUUUGGCUGUAUUCAUUAUAUAGUAUUGAAUAUUGGAUGACUUAAAACUAUUACUUUAAACCUAUUUUAGUCAUUGUAUUGUCCUCAAAAUACUACCAAGUGCUAUUUUUUAAAUCUUUGCCUUUUCAGGUAGAAUAGUCUGAGUCUGCUAAAAUAAGUUACACAGAUUUUAUUUGCUGUCUUAACUUUGGUUGUGUUCUUGGAUGUUAACAUUUUGCAUAACUAUCUUUUGGCUGUAUUCAUUAUAUAGUAUUGAAUAUUGGAUGACUUAAAACUAUUACUUUAAACCUAUUUUAGUCAUUGUAUUGUCCUCAAAAUACUACCAAGUGCUUUUUUUAAAUCUUUGCCUUUCCAGGUAGAAUAGUCUGAGUUGUAGGCUAUGUUGUACAUCUACUGACUUUAAUAUUUGCUAUGUACAUUUUAUGUAAUGCAAAAAGCAAAAAUAAAAUAUGU
This is a messenger RNA of Nycticebus coucang (slow loris), 2740 nucleotides long. RefSeq names its product YY2 transcription factor (gene YY2). The transcript has a single exon. The record is from RefSeq and is a predicted model, not a curated record. Bases 453 to 1565 code for a protein of 370 amino acids. NCBI's taxonomy places the organism in Eukaryota, Metazoa, Chordata, Mammalia, Primates, Lorisidae. Gene Ontology annotation, biological process: regulation of transcription by RNA polymerase II. Gene Ontology annotation, cellular component: PcG protein complex; transcription regulator complex. Gene Ontology annotation, molecular function: RNA polymerase II cis-regulatory region sequence-specific DNA binding; DNA-binding transcription factor activity, RNA polymerase II-specific.